Molecule: messenger RNA, 1608 nt
Organism: Diceros bicornis minor
Lineage: Eukaryota; Metazoa; Chordata; Mammalia; Perissodactyla; Rhinocerotidae
Gene: PEX11B
Product: peroxisomal biogenesis factor 11 beta
Exons: 4
Coding region: 22-801 (259 amino acids)
Biological process (GO): regulation of peroxisome size; peroxisome fission
Cellular component (GO): peroxisomal membrane
Source: RefSeq, a predicted model, not a curated record
GGAGCCGCGGCUGCCGGUGUCAUGGACGCCUGGGUCCGCUUCAGUGCUCAGAGCCAGGCGCGGGAGCGGCUGUGUAGGGCUGCGCAGUAUGCUUGCUCCCUUCUUGGUCAUGCACUGCAGAAACAUGGAGCCAGUCCUGAGUUACAGAAACAGAUUCGACAACUGGAGGGUCACCUGAGCCUAGGAAGAAAGCUUCUACGCCUGGGUAACUCAGCAGAUGCCCUUGAGUCAGCCAAACGAGCUGUGCACCUAUCAGAUGUUGUCCUGAGAUUCUGCAUCACUGUUAGUCACCUCAAUCGAGCUUUGUACUUCGCCUGUGACAAUGUCCUGUGGGCUGGAAAGUCUGGACUAGCUCCCCAUGUGGAUCAGGAGAAGUGGGCUCAACGUUCAUUCAGGUACUAUCUGUUUUCCCUCAUCAUGAAUUUGAGCCGUGAUGCUUAUGAGAUUCGCCUACUGAUGGAACAAGAGUCUUCAGCUUGUAGCCGGCGACUGAAGGGUUCUGGAGGAGGAGUCCCAGGAGGAAUUGAGACUGGGGGAUCUGGGGGUCCAGGGACUCUGGGAGGAGGCCUGCCCCAACUGGCUCUGAAGCUUCGGCUCCGAGUCCUGCUCCUGGCUCGGGUCCUUCGAGGUCAUCCCCCCCUUCUGCUGGAUGUAGUCAGAAAUGCCUGUGAUCUCUUCAUUCCACUGGACAAACUAGGCCUCUGGCGCUGUGGCCCUGGGAUUGUGGGGCUUUGUGGCCUCGUGUCCUCCAUCCUGUCUAUUCUCACGCUAAUCUACCCUUGGCUACGACUCAAGCCCUGAUAUUCUGGUACAGGAUAAGGAGGGGACCUGAAUUGGUAAGAUGGAACGUUAGAUCGUCCCCAGUGUACCAGCUUCAUUCUAACUCUACUCCUUGGUUAAGUUAAAAAUCCAGAGAUUCAGGAGUAGAGAGAGGGGCUUUGGGGAAGAUGAGGUGAGGAAAAGUGACUUGUGAAGUCAAUAGGACGAUUCUGAUGUUCAGCCCUAUUGGAGCUUUUGUUCUUUUCCUCCUUCAUUGCAUUGUCUGUGUCUCUCUUGACUCUUUUUACUUUGUGUCUCUUUAGUCUAUUUAAGAUUCUGUCUCUGCAUCUCUUUUUUACCUUCUCAGUCGCCUGUCCUAGGAAUUUAAUCAGCAGCAGAAUUACUUUUUGGUAGAGGAGGUAGAAGGUGUGGUCCCUAAGGUUCUAACUGCCUUCUUUUUCUUCACAAAGGUGGCUUUGGCAGAUUUUACUGCCCUCAAACUCCAAAUCAUAAUUUUAAAGACUUUAAGUCCCGGUGGACUCUUCCUUCAUGCACCAGAGGUGGUUCGAUGCUUCCUCUUCCUCCCUCCUGUCUACCUCACCAACCUCCCUCAUGACUUCGCCCAUACCCUUCUCUCUACUCACGCCUGCAGAUUUCUGCUACACUUUAAUUUCAGGGCUUUGUUCUUUAGCCUGAUCUUACCCCUUCUUUGCCUAUCCAGGAUGAAGCUGUGUCUAGCAUCUUGCUGUAAAUAUUGUACAAUGAUUCUGUGUAAAUAGCUGUGCCCCAUGCCCACGAUUGAGAGCAAGCGUUCCAGGUUAGCAAAUUAAAGAUCAGUUUGCUCAUUAA